AUGCCCAGGGCAGGCGGCCCCAAUGGAACGUACGUCGGCGCCGGUAGUCCGGAGCACCACCGCGGCUCGGGGCCAAACAGCAACAGCGGCGCUUCGGGGCCCACCAAUGACAGCGGCACCAAGGGCAUCAGCAGCAGCAGCGGCGUGGCACCGGGCACCGGAAGCAUGAGCGCUCGAAGCAGUGGAGCAGGAAGUAACAGCGGCUCAGGACCGAAUAGCAACUCCGGCUCAGGACCGGACAGCAACUCUGGCUCUCCGCCUUUUUGGGCUUCUCCCAGUGAUCGCAGUGCCGGCAGCGGCCUGGCCGUCGGAGUGGGCAGCAUCCGCAGCGGUUUUGGCAGCAAUGGCGCCGGAAGUGGCCAUGCAAACUUUGGCAGCGGCGGCGGCGGCAGCUUUGGCCCGCAGAACAAUGACGGCAGCGCCGUGGGCGGUGGCAUUAACUGGCAUCCAAACGAUCAGCCCGCCUUUCCACCCGGCUCAAGCAGCUCAAACAGUCUGACGACUCCAGGCAGUCAGAUGUAUCCUAGUCUGGGCAAUUGGUUCAACAAUAAUCACAACAUUCCAAGUCGUAAUAGAACAAAGACACAGUAA
This is a messenger RNA of Rhagoletis zephyria (snowberry fruit fly), 591 nucleotides long. Its product is annotated as hyphally-regulated protein-like. Lineage: Eukaryota; Metazoa; Arthropoda; Insecta; Diptera; Tephritidae. The record is from RefSeq and is a predicted model, not a curated record.